CUGUCUUGCUCGCGGGUUGCACUUCAAAUGGCAUGAGCGAUGUCUACCUAAUAUCCCUGCGAUAUAAUGUACCAAACCCUCUGAUAACUAAGGGACCAGGUCAAGUUAAUACACUUAUAUCACACGCUAUCUACAAUGUGUCUCAGUCGGGAAAUGGAACAACCUUUGAAGUGCGCGCAGGUUACCGGGGGCUUUGCGUGGGGCAAAGCAACGAAGAUCGCAUCUGCUCUAGCAGUGCCAAAGUGCUUGCAAAUAUAAUUGGAGCGCAGCGCAGAAUCAUCGUUAAUGGAAAUAACAGUGUAGAGACUACACCAGACCCGCUUAACUUGAUCAUGGUUGCGGAGGAGUUUAGGCAAAGGAUAGUAUUUGAUGGGUUGCUAUUUGUUGUGCUUCUAUUAUGCUUCAUUUCAUUCAUAGCAUUUUCAACCUUUCCAGGAUGGCAUGAAGAAAUAGACGCAGAUGGCGAGGAAAAGGAGGUCAGACCGUUCCCUGGGGGUUUCAUCUCGCGCUUUUCUUUGAUUGUGUCAUCAAGCGCGGUUUGGUUUGCAUUUGUCUCAGUGUUUUGGCAGCAUAUUAAUAGUAGUUCUACUGCGACGAUGGCCGAAGUCCUCAAUUAUGGCGCCGUCUCAGGUCAUGUUGGGACCACCGCGAUGGCACUGGGGUGGAUUUCGGUAGGCGCAAUUAUCGUUGUGAGCCUUGCGGUCUGGCUCAUGAUCCUCAGCAUUAAGAUCCUUCAACGUCUGACCGAAGACGAAAGCAGUCAUUGUGGAGAUAGUUCAUCGGAAGGGAGUUCGUAA
Penicillium soppii is the source of this 797-nucleotide messenger RNA. Its product is annotated as Fig1 domain-containing protein. The transcript has 2 exons. NCBI's taxonomy places the organism in Eukaryota, Fungi, Ascomycota, Eurotiomycetes, Eurotiales, Aspergillaceae. The record is from RefSeq and is a predicted model, not a curated record. Gene Ontology annotation, biological process: conjugation with cellular fusion. Gene Ontology annotation, cellular component: membrane; mating projection tip. Bases 33 to 797 code for a protein of 254 amino acids.